Cyclospora cayetanensis is the source of this 3072-nucleotide messenger RNA. RefSeq lists its product as uncharacterized. Lineage: Eukaryota; Apicomplexa; Conoidasida; Eucoccidiorida; Eimeriidae. The transcript is spliced from 16 exons. Bases 1 to 3072 code for a protein of 1023 amino acids. The record is from RefSeq and is a predicted model, not a curated record. Gene Ontology annotation, molecular function: zinc ion binding.
AUGGAUUCGCGGGCCUUAGAAGAACCGCAGCCUUUGGAUAUAUGCCUCUUGGAUGAUAUCAAUGUCUUGGCGGGAUGGGAGUAUUGGCUCAAACUCUCCUACUACACCGCCGACCUCCACAUCGUCCGGGCCUGGAGCCUGAAUUCUAGGGCUACAGAGGUGUCAUUUGAGUCUCAGGCCAGGGCUCUGCAAGGAGCAAUAGUGUAUUCCUUCCUGGACGCUGACCGCUUGCAGAACCCUCAGUCCCUCGAUGAAGCUCUGAAGGGCCGUCGAUUUGCUUGCGACUGGGAACAGCAGGUGUUUCCUGUAGGAGCUCUGGAGGCCCCCGUCUCCUUCGCCGCUUCGCCCACGGGAACCUUUAAAGUCUUGUUGUGCAAACUCGCGACGGGGAGCACCCUCGCUCACCAGGAAGCAGAUGGCGACUUUGCAACACGCGAGAUUCCGGGGGCCUAUGCUUCUAUGGCGCUCAUACAAUCUUCUCCAGCCACAAGUGAAACAAAGAUGCUGAGGAUGCAGUACCGCGUGAGGAAGAGCACGCAAGUGCUGCCAUCCUUGGUCCUGGAGUUCGCCUUCCAGUCUCUCCUCAUCGAAGUCUCCCAGCCGAUGUGCGAAGUCUGUACUUUCCUCCCCGCAACGCUUUUCUGCCCUGCAGACAGGGCCCACCUCUGCGAUGAAUGCGAUCAGCUUCAUCACAGCGCCAGCAGGCUCCUGGCCAGGCACAAGCGCCUCCCUGUCACACAUUCUCCAUUCCAAUUUGGACAGUGUCCUAACCAUCCCUCUGAGAUGAUCGACUGCGUCUGCAUGGUGUGCUUCGUGGCAUUGUGUCCUCACUGCAUUCUCAUAGGACAUCACUCAGCGGCAGACUUUUCUGAGCACCCGUUGAUAUCGACUUUAGACGCAUACAAGAUGAGCAUGCAAGGCACUUCCCCGAGUGAGGAAGCACUCAGCCUGCGACGCGAGAAAAUUCUCAAAGAUCUUCAGGAUAAUCAUCGCCUUCUUGCCCGACUUCAUGCCAAUUUCGUAUCUGUGCAUCGCAAGAUAGACGACUCUAACAAGGCCCUCAUGGAGCAGCUGCAGAUUCUGAAGAACCGUCAGGUUGGAUUUUUGCAGGCCAUUAAGAGAGAGCUUCUUACGGAGUGCCUCAUAAUUGAGUGGAUGGAGGCGUUCUUUGCGCACUUGCGACUGGCGCUCUGCCCUUCGGACUAUCUGAAUUACCAGCAUCGCCACGAUCUUCUCGCGGCAGACCUGUUUGGUGGAACGCUUCGGAUAGAAGUCGAACUGGAAGCGCUGCCUCCCUGGGUAACAGAAAAGCUAUUCCUUGAGGGUGGCUUUAGGGUCAGCUCGACUCCCUUCUCCAUCCCCGAGCUUAGGGCCUCCAAAGUUGCAGAUGACAACCUGCUACGCGUGUUUUUGACGGGAAUAGACAAGACUCGAAAAACCAAGCUGAAGAUCCUGGAAACCGAAAGUACUGAGGAGUCGGGGGUGGCUGCCUGCCCUGCCUCAGAUGACGAUUCUUCUUCCGCAGAGUGGAGCCUCCUAGUGGGUACUGCAGACGAUGCGAUUCCAGGGCCCCAAGUCCAUGCACUGUCUAAGGUGUUGCUCUUUCCUGACGAGCCAGCAGCGCAGGGCCUCCCCAGUCAAAAACAGCAAGAAGUCAUUGAAGCAGAAGGAACGAACUGUGAGAGGGCAGAAACAGACAAAGACACGCUUCCUCCUCAAGUGCGUAAAGCCCUGGAGGCUGCAGAACGGCGCGAACGAGAAGAUCUGGCUUCAGGAAACGGCCUCGUAGAUCCCCUGAACUCAAUACCCAGAGAGCUCCCCAAGCAGCUCUGGGCAAUUGCCUCAGACAUAAAUUUCAAGCCCCUGCUUCUGAUUCUCAAGGCUGCAGGCCGGCAGCAGCUGCCUGACCUGUUGAGGAACUCUUGUCGCCUUGCCUGCUACAUGAGGGAUAUUCAGAGCUUUUUAAAGAAGCUUCUUGAGUUUGAGCUGGAGGCUGUAAGCCACCUGCCCGAGUCGAUGUUCCUUUCCGCCGCCUCCCUCGUUUCGCCGCUUCUCGACAGCAUGUUGCUGCCUCCGCAUCCCCUUCUGCUGAUGGAAGACCGCCGCUGGCUCUUCUCUAUGCUGGGGGCCCCCUUGGGAGCUCUUACGCGGGCUCUCGCUGCUCAGGGCGAGGCCCACAGCGGACAGAACGGGGCCCCUGACGAUGUGGUAUUCCCUCCUUUAAAGGAGCUUGUAGAUCGCGUGACAGAAACCAGGUUCUGCGUCAUCCCGGCAACUCUCAGGGGGCUUCUUUACUUGCUCACCGACUGCAUCGAUGCCCAGGGGCCCCUUUGGGGCGGUCUUACCCGCGUUCACGGGGGGCCCCCCAUACCCUUCAACACAGUCAGUGCAGCGGCAGUCUGCGUCUGCUCCCAGGUGCUGCUCUGCCACUUCUUUGCAACUUCGUUGCAGCUCAUGCGCGAGGAGGCCCUUGCAGGGCUGACUGCGAAAGAGAAUGUGAAGCAGCAGCUGGCGCUGGCAGUCCCUCCUCAAGAGGCAGGCAAGGAGGUAGCGGAGGUUGCAGCAAUUCACUCAGAGCGUUAUUUCUGGGAGAGACGGAAUCUACCAUCCCUCUCUAUCCUGGGUGAGGCCCUGAGGCGGUUAGGGACCUUCUGUUGGGAUCCCGCUGUCACUGCCAUGUUGUUGGAUCAAGACAAGCUCAGCUUGACGAAGGAAGAGAAGGCCAUGGGAGAGGCCCUCGCGAAAGUCAAGGAGAGACUUGAGACGCAUCCCGAUCACCGUUUCUUCGCAGAGCUAGCCGUCCGCUUGGUGAGCUGGAUGCGCGGACAGCUAGCGCUCCCUCGGCUCUUUUCCCCUUUGACAUUCUCAGCGUUGGGGCAGCCGCGUGAUGGCCAGAAUGCAGCCAAAGCUAUUCUCACCCACAUCGCCAAACUUGAUGAAGAGCUCAAGAACGGAGAAGCUACUCUAAAUGCUCGAUUGACUCCAGAAGACAUCUACUCUCCACACUUCGAUCAACUGGUAUCCCUGGCUCUCAAGGCCGCCGCCUUCACGCUCCCUAAAACAAGUGCCUGA